This is a messenger RNA of Phycodurus eques (leafy seadragon), 1616 nucleotides long. RefSeq names its product retinol dehydrogenase 14a (gene rdh14a). NCBI's taxonomy places the organism in Eukaryota, Metazoa, Chordata, Actinopteri, Syngnathiformes, Syngnathidae. The record is from RefSeq and is a predicted model, not a curated record. The transcript is spliced from 2 exons. The coding region runs from base 85 to 945 and encodes 286 amino acids.
UGGAGUACAGUGCUGGUUGUGUGUUGCUAGUACUGGCGUUUGAUUCUUGUCAUCAAGAGUUGAGGGUGCUACUGUUAUGUCAGAAUGAUGAGUGGAACGACUGUGAUAGUGACCGGCGCUAACAGCGGCAUAGGAAGAGCCACAACAGCGGGCAUUGUGAAGCUCGGCGGCCGGGUUAUAAUGGCCUGCAGAGACGUCAACAGUGCGGAAGAGGCAGCACGGGAGAUCCGACAAGAGACGGAUGCAGACAGCAAACUGUUAGUUGUCAAAGAACUGGAUCUCGCCUCAAUUUCAUCUAUACGCACGUUCUGCCAGGGCAUAAUGAAGGAAGAGCCUCGGUUAGAUGUGCUGAUAAAUAAUGCAGGGGUCUACCAGUGUCCUUACACCAAAACUGAGGACGGCUUUGAGCUGCAGUUUGGGGUCAACCAUUUGGGCCAUUUCCUGCUCACCCACCUGUUGCUGGACCUCAUGAAACGAUCUGCACCCAGCCGUAUAGUUGUGGUCUCCUCCAAACUCUACAAACAUGGUCACAUCAACUUCGACGACUUGAACAGUGAACGGAACUAUGACAAGGCGUUUGCCUACAGUUGCAGCAAACUAGCCAACUUGCUAUUCACCUGUGAGCUGGCCCAGCGACUGGAGGGGAGUGGGGUGACUGUAAAUGCUCUUUCUCCUGGUAUCGUGAGGACUAAUCUGGGACGGCAUGUCCAUGUCCCAGUGGUAGCCAAACCCUUAUUCAACCUGCUGUCCUGGGGCUUAUUUAAGAGCCCUGAACAAGGAGCUCAAACGUCACUAUAUUUAGCCUGCAGCCCAGAUGUACAGGAUGUCCAAGGAAAGUUCUUUUCAGACUGUCAGCCUCAGGUUCUUCUUGACAAGGCCACGAACUGCGAAGUUGCCAGCAAAUUGUGGGACAUAAGUGAAGUCUUGGUUGGAAUUCUUAAAUGAUUAGAUGUGUGCCUUCAUACAGGAUGUGCAAAUAUUUACAAAUUCUUCCAAUACAAAUAUUAUUUUUUUUUCUUAUUACUUCUUCCCUUAAUUAAUAAAAUAUAGUUUUUCCGAAAAUGUAGUUCAUUGAAUGAUCGAUGACUGCAAUCGUCGCAUUUGACUCACCCUUUGUUGAAAAGACAUUGUAUGCGAUGACAUAAACUGAUAUAUAUUUAUAUUUUUGGUCUACAUUGUUCUCACAGUGGAAAUAAAAAGUCUACACACCCAUGUUCAAAUCCCAGGUUUUUGUGAUGUAAAAAAAUUUGCUCAAGAUAAAUCAUUUCAAAACUUUUUGUACCAUUAAUGUUGACCAAUAGCUUGUGGUACUCAACUGAAUUUUAUAAAAUCUUGAUGAAAAUUAAUGAAGAAAUAACUGAAAUAAUGUUAGUUGCACAAGUGUUCACACACUCAUAACUGGGAUCUAGCUGUUCAGAAUUAACCAAUCACUUUCACCUUCAAUAAAUGGGCGUCAACACACACCUGCCACUAUUUGAAAUGCCUCUGAUUAACCCCAAAUAAAUUUCUGGUGUUCUCGUAAGCUAUUCCUAACAUUUAUUUUUUGCUUUCUACCAGAAGCCUGGAGGUUUUUCUGCCUAAUAUUUCAAACUGUUUAUAAUUCCUCUCACCUUGUG